UAUUGUCGUUAACAUGUAAUCCUAGGGUUUCCGCUUCAUCUGGUGGUUGUAAGAGAUAUCAGUUUGUCAAUGCUCCAGGCAAUUUUAUCGAUGAUGUAAUAUAGGGGAGACCAAAGUUUUCAUAUCCGAUGACUCGUCCGGGCAAAUUAACCUUCUCCCAUUUUCCCUGGUUGAUGUAUCCGUCGAUUGGGAUUUUUCUUUACUCUAGGGAUCAGUUGGAAAAGGCUGAGUUUGUACGUAUGUAUCUGGAGAACUGGAGAAUACCACAGCAGAGCAAAAUACUAGAAUGAACGAAAACCUUCUUUUGGAUUAUCUGGAUACUGGGGACGUAAUUGGAGUAACGUCGGAAAUAGUGAAAUCUACCGAGAGAAAUGUUGAUGUUGGGAGCACGAAUUCUUUAUCAUCAGUUACUGAACAGACGACAGUUACGAGCACUCAACAAAAAUUAUUAGAUGCCAUGAUACAGAGUACUGAAAUUAAUUCUCACGUUCCCGAGAUGAUUUCGCCAAAAGCUUCAAAUGUACCUGGUCAGAAAGUCAAUUAUGAAGGAAGCUGCGAGAUCUACAUUGGUAAAGCGUGCGCAGAAUUUGUAGGAAAUAAGACUGUUUAUAUUCCUUAUCCAAAGACUCAAACAAUGUUGGAAAAUAAACUUAUGCAGGCAUUUGGAGUUAUUAAUAUCUCAGAUGAUUUAUCAUCCAACUGUGCGAUUUAUGCUAAGCCGUCACUCUGCUAUUCAACAUUUCCAAUAUGUCGAGACGCUCCAGUGCGAUUAAAAACAAAGAACUCUAACUACAGUUUACAACUUUUUAAUUCUUUAAAUUCCGACGACCAAGCAGACACCGUUGAUGAAGAAAAUGAGGGUAGCGAUAAGUUGUCAGUUCCUCGAGGUAUUCUACGUAAAAGAAGACAUGCACAAUUAAGCCGUCGUUCACCGUGGAGUUCAGAAAAGAGUGCUAAAAUUAUCCGACAAAGAUACGGUGAGGCACAGUCACCAGGAAAAAUUUGGUUAAAUCGCAAACUUCGUCAAAUUUGUCGAGAAGACUGUGAAAUUUUGGAGAAUGAAUUAUGCAGAAAAGAAUAUGCUAUUGCAAAAAGACAUCCUUUAUUGAAACAGCUUCCACUUCCAGAAUGCUCUGAUUUACCAGUUGAAGGAAGCAAAGAAGCGGCUGAUUGCUUAUCUCUCGACGUUCCUACUACACAAAACGCCCAAGAAAAUGUUGAUUGUUAUUGGGGCAAUGGUGUGACUUAUAAUGGAACGGUUAAUUAUAGUAUAUCUAAUCGUCCUUGUCUUAAGUGGUUGGAUCACUAUAAUCUUCCAUUAUCGGACUAUCCAGAGUUGCGUGGAAGGCAUUCCUACUGUCGAAAUCCGGGUGGAAAGGAAGCGCAACCUUGGUGCUAUGUUGAUGCUAAUAAUAAAAUGCAAAAGGAACCUUGUGUUAUCAUGAAAUGUGUUGAUAAAAUUUGGAUCUAUGUGACUAUUAGUUUCGUACUUUCGGCUGGAUUUAUUUUCACUCUAGCAUGUUAUUGCUGUUGUUACAGAAAUAGAAAAGUAAGACGACAGCCUUCUAAUAAUUUAUUACCAUGUGGAAAAAUGAUAACUGGUGUCCAGUGUGAUAAAAAUAUUUAUGAUGGCAGAAGAAAUACUAGUCAGCCUAUUGAAAUGAGUUCACUUCUUGCCGGUGCCAGUGCUGGAGCUGUAUGUAAUGGCGCUACAACACCUGGAACUGGAACUCUUAGUAGUGUUGCUAGUAGUAGAGCUUCAGCAACUAGAGGAGUACCACAGUAUUCAUUAGAAAACGUCAUUUUUAUUCAAGAAUUAGGAGAAGGUGCAUUUGGCAAAGUUUAUAAAGGAGAAUUGCAGCCGGUACUUGGAGCUAAGAGUCAAGAAUCAACUUACGUAGCAGUGAAAACAUUAAAAGAAAACGCAACACCUAAAACUCAAAGUGAUUUCAAGAGAGAAGUUGAUCUUAUGACUGAUUUACGACACCCGAAUAUUAUCUGUUUGUUGGGAGUUAUUUUAAAGGGUGAACCAAUGUGUAUGCUUUUUGAAUAUAUGACUGAAGGAGAUCUUCAUGAGUUUCUUAUUAAUCAUUCACCGCGCUCUGAUGCUCCAAUAAAUAAUGAAACAGGCAAAAUCCUCGACCAACGAGAUUUUCUACAUAUUGCUUUACAAAUCGCAUCUGGAAUGGAAUAUUUAGCCAGCCACCAUUAUGUUCACCGUGAUCUUGCUGCGAGAAAUUGUUUAGUGGGAGAAAAUUUGACAGUAAAAAUAUCAGAUUUCGGUUUAUCACGUGAUAUCUAUAGCAGUGAUUAUUAUCGCGUUCAAUCCAAAAGUCUUUUACCUGUGCGGUGGAUGCCACCUGAGUCAAUUCUUUAUGGAAAAUUCACUACUGAAUCUGAUGUAUGGAGUUUUGGUGUUGUUUUAUGGGAGAUUUAUAGUUACGGCCUACAGCCAUAUUAUGGCUACAAUAAUCAAGAAGUCAUUGACAUGAUUCGUUCUCGACAAUUAUUGCCAUGUCCUGAAGACUGCUUAACAAUGAUUUACAGUCUGAUGAUUGAGUGUUGGCAUGAAAUAGCGAAUCGCAGGCCUCAAUUUUCUGAAAUACAUCAUCGACUGCACAAUUGGUACGUUAACCAGGCCUACCUGACGAGUCAGAAGAGCGGAAGUAAAACUGGUUCACCAGCUAUUUUUAUCAAUCAUGAUUCAUUGAAUCGUAAGGAUUCAACUUUUAAAAAUAGUCAAGAAACAAUGCUUGUAAGAAAAACAGACAGUCAGAAUAGUGUUAUAACUAAUGUCAAUUUAAGUGAUGAUAAAAUUUGUCACUCACCCAAAUUAACAGGGGCCAAAAGAGUUUUACCAGUUAGUCCACCUCAUCAAAUAAACAAAGGUUCUCCAGUUGCUAAAGCUACUCAAAAUGGAGCACAAAUGGUCGUAAGAUUAGCAGAUUCUAAUAAAGUUGGUACUGAAACUAGACUCUCUAAGUGAGUCGAUUAUCUAUUAAUAUUUUCUAUUGAUUUUUAUUGAUGUUAUUGUUUCAAACACUUGGCAUCGCUAAGUGAGUAUUUACGACUGAUGAUCGAUUAAUAAUUUGCAUUUUACAUUAUUUAUUAAGAUUUAGAGAAAAAAACAUCUACAUGUGUAGCAAUAAUUAACAAGGUACUAAAGUAUUAAACAAUUGACACUCGAGCUCAUAGCGAUGUCAAUCAUACACAAUUCCAUUUUUAGAUAAAUGGAAACAAUAAUAUAUGUGUUCUACAAGACAACAAGAUAUUCCUUGUAAUGUCCAAUGUAUAUCAUAUUUAUGACUUAUACUUAUUUCUAUAUCAAGAUAUAAGUGUUAACUGUUUAAAACUUUCUCAGUUAUUCAUUGAAUGUAUAGAAAAUGGGGGCAGUGUGAAGAAUUUAAGAAAAAGUAUUUUAAACGCAUAUAUCUUUUAAAGAUAUAGCAUUUUAUAUCACGAUGUACUUAAAGUUCAAUAUUUAGUAAGUAGUCUGCGGUACUUUUUUAUCAAGAUAAAUGUAAUGUUUUAUAAUUUUUUAUUUAAAAUAUAACAAGCAAAAAGAAUUUUUGCUAAGAAAAUAUAAAAUUUGAAUGAAUUAUAUGACGAAUCUAAGAAGUGAUAUUGUGUUUUCACCUGAUAUAUAUUUCUUCAAUAAUAUAAACCGAUUCAAGGAUUCGUCAUGGAAAAACAAUAAUAUAUAAAGCUAUCUUUUAUUUAUAUUAAAUAUACAUCUUCGUGAAGGAAAUUAUA
Molecule: messenger RNA, 3753 nt
Organism: Chelonus insularis
Lineage: Eukaryota; Metazoa; Arthropoda; Insecta; Hymenoptera; Braconidae
Gene: Ror
Product: Tyrosine-protein kinase transmembrane receptor Ror
Exons: 5
Coding region: 287-2986 (899 amino acids)
Biological process (GO): positive regulation of neuron projection development; cell surface receptor protein tyrosine kinase signaling pathway; positive regulation of phosphatidylinositol 3-kinase/protein kinase B signal transduction
Cellular component (GO): plasma membrane; signaling receptor complex
Molecular function (GO): ATP binding; transmembrane receptor protein tyrosine kinase activity; Wnt-protein binding
Source: RefSeq, a predicted model, not a curated record